Peronospora matthiolae is the source of this 4473-nucleotide messenger RNA. NCBI's taxonomy places the organism in Eukaryota, Oomycota, Peronosporomycetes, Peronosporales, Peronosporaceae. The record is from the annotation of a GenBank genome assembly.
AUGGCGACGGACCUGAGCGCGAGUUCCAUCGGGGGAGUGCGCGCCGCAACGGACUCGGCCGUAGGCGCCUCGGGCGGGCCCGAGAACGCCUACGAGAAGCUGUCGCGGGAGGUGCAUCAGAUGCAGCUCACGGGCGCGAUCCACACGGACUGGCUGGAGAACCCCAAGGGGUUCUUGCUCAAGCCAGACUUCAAGCGCAAGGCUCAGCACGUGGGGGCCGGGGGCAAGAAGCUCAACAGCUCGCGGCUCUUGCGGCUGCACCUGCCGGGGAACACGUACCGAGUGCGGUGGUUCGUGCUGGACGGCAUGAUCUUGCGCUACUUCAAGACGAGCACCGAAGAGCAGGAGCUGGGCGCGAUCCACUUGACGUCUGUCAACGCCGUGCUGCCUUCGAGUGUCGCAGACGCACCGGAACACGCGCUCGAUCUGGUGUGUGCGGACCGGAUUUACACGGUAGCCGGCAAUGAUCGAGAGGAUAUGGUGCGCUGGGCGACGGUCUUGACGUUGGUGCUGCGCGGUGAAUACAAGCCGAAGCUGAUGCUGCGACCCGAGUCGUCGAUCAUUCGAGGGAGCUCAGUGAUUCCGAGACCGAGUGCAGCCGCGAGGAAGACGGCAUUGACGCCGGGGUCGAGGUUUACGGAUGCAAAUGGAAUGCGGAUGACAGGAACUCUCAUUGGUAGUAUGGGAGACGGCGACUCGAAGAAUAAUGGCGACGACGAUGCCAAGGAAAAGAUCAUCACGGUUACGUUUGAUCAGCCAGGUCCAUUGAACUUGAUUCUUCGCGGCACGGUAGAUGACGAAGUGAUGGUGUGUGGGUUUCAAGAUGGUACGGGACCCGGUGGGGAGCUGAGACCUGCAGAAGCAUCUGGCGUUAUUCGAGUGGGUGAUGUGCUCAUUUCGAUCAACAGUCAUUACUUUACGAAUAUCGAGUUCCAGCAAGCUGUUGAUCUGAUUCGUGCCGCUGGGCGACCACUUACGCUGCGAUUUUCUCGAAUCGACUAUAGCAUGGCACCAAUUGUGGAUACCGCUCGCGUUGCAGAAGGACGAGUGCUUGCCAAGGAGCCAUCAGCACUUCGUUUUCGCAUUCGGAUGCUGCAACUACAUGGAGAUAAGCUGAAGCUGUAUAAGCCCAGUAUGCAGGGUGGAAGAGUUGAUGAACCAUGUUUGGUGAUCAGGAUGGAACAGGUGACAGAUGUCCGACCUACUAACGAUACGCGUGAAGUCGUCACAGCAUUUACUCAGUGCCAUCCCAAGCAAUGGGGCAUUACGCUGGAAGGGUCACAGAGCAUCUUCACGUUUUACACGAAAUGUCAGGAGGAUAUGGGGCAGUGGGUCGAUUUACUCAAGAACUCGCCGCUGUUUUCACCAAAGGCGACGAGGCUGUCCAUCCCUGUUCAUCCUGUGGCAGUUGUGGAAUUUAACCCCGUCCUUGAGCCUAAGGUCGUGCUGCAAGAUGAUGUCGGUAAACUGGGCGACUUGCUGCCAACGUUCUCGUGCUAUUAUUUUCUUCUGCUUGAAGAUGGCAAGCUGAUGUACUACAUCAACGCCAGCUCAGCCGCUACGCGCACGCGUCCAAUCGGCAUUCUACGCUGUGACAAUAUCGUCAGCAUUGUGCCUAGUCAGAUCACUGACGACACGACAACUGACAAUGGUUGCAGCAGCGUCACUUCUUCUAUCGAUGGAAUCACCGAACAAAUGAUGCCAUGGCGUCUUGAGCUAGGAGUUCUUGUCCAAGACUCAGCGACGAAGUACCGCCGGCCAUUCGUAAUUUGCUUUACUACACAGGAAAAAAUGAUGAAGUGGGGAAUUGCUGUCGGCAAAGAGGCGAAGCGCCUCACGGGGCAAGAGUACGAUCUAUCGUCGAUCAGUCGACGUUCUUCGCGCAGCAACAGCCGAACGUACACGCCGCGUCAUUCCGACACGCCUAUGACGCGACCAACGAUAUCGCGCCUGAUAUCGAACCCAUGCAAGUACAUUGAUCCGAACGUACUUCAACCAUUUUGCCUCUAUCGCAGUCUGAAGGACGUGACGAUGAAAGCAGCCAAGCGUGGAUGGUUUUUCGUGAAGCGACCACAGAGUGUGGGCACGGGUGCAUACCAUCCUCGGUUUCUCGUUCUAAUCGAUAACGACUUGAUGUUUUUCAAGUACGAGGUACUCGCGGAGGAGAGCUUGCAUUCGUAUGCCAGCAUGAUCGAUCUCCGAAAAGUCAAGGAUGUGAGGGAAGCUGAGUCUGGUUUUCAAGAGCACCUUGACUUCACUAUUCAGCUUACCACUGCUGACGACAUUGUCUGGAUGCUGGUCGCGGAAAGCUAUGCACAGAAAGAAGCAUGGCUAUCGGCGUUGAUCUGGCUGUCCGACUACUACUAUCGAUCGGCUGACAGUGACGUUGACAUCGACGUCACGCCCCCAAUAAACGAUGCUAAGCGAAUUGCGUUGAAUAAUGCCGGGUUAAUGAUGUCCAUUCCUGAGUCAGAAAGAUCAAGUAGCACGACGAACCAGUACAUGGACCGGAAGGAUCAUUUUGGCGCGGUAGGCAUUGCACAAGAACGGUUAUUGGCAACCGAUCCGGGCACGGUGCUGGCAAAUGAUUUCACGGGAAUCAGCGGCGAGAUCCAGAUAGCGGGCAAGAGAGUGUUUGCUGCCAUCUCUAGUGGUGUUUUCCGUUACUACGGCUCUCAAAGUGAUUACGAGAGCGAGUGGGGUGAUGCUAUUGACGCCGUUUCGCUGAAAGAGAUUGAGGAAGUGCAUUCGGACGGAUUGAACUUGGGCAGCUUUGUGGUAAAGGUAAAAGGUGAAAAGGACAUACAGUUGGUUGCCGAAAGCGCAAAGUUGGCCAAGUGUUGGAUGCUGGUGAUGUGUUGUUGUGGCGGUUUGGUCCUAAAGAAGACGCCACACGCCGAUUAUUGGGCCAGUGUCCAGCCGAAAGAGGCUUGGAUAUGGAAACUCGAUCGGCUGUACCAAGUCUUUCGUCGUCGAUACUUUUCUUUACGGAACCACCAGCUUAUCUUUCACACCGAAGAGGGUGGGCGUAUGCUAGGCAUGAUCUCGUUGCCUUGCAUAUUCCACCUCCAAAUGUCGAAGGUGUGGACACGCAGCAAAGAUGAAGCCGAUUUCUACCAGUUGGAAGUCAGUUUUGCGGUUCCCACAGCUGCUGAAGAGAGCUCGCGGACCGACCAAAUUGGUGACUUCUAUGCCUUCCUGUUGGCCUUUGACACGGAAGAGCAAUUGAAAGAAUGGGCGAAUGCUAUCUACGAUUGCUGUACGAACUCAAUGUCACUGAAGGGCAAUGCGGCAUUGUCGCCGCUUGGCGAGAUCCAAGUGCUUCCGAAAGAACUGCUCAAGAUCUCUACAUUCGACCACAGUGAUGACGAGUUCUUUAAAACUGCCGGAUUGCCACUUAGCCCGACAGCGCCGUCAAAAAGACCAUUUCCGGAUGUGGCUGCGUUCGCUAGUGAGUUCAGUUCCAGCGGAUGGCUCUAUUAUCGCACUUCGAAAGAAGAGCGUAUACGUCUGCGUUACUUCAUGCAGUGGGGCUACGAGCUGUCGAUUUAUAAGCACGAGGUGCUUGCAGAUGAAGCAACCGCUAUCCGCUACGGCGUCAUUGACUGCCGCGCGCUUGUGGAUGUGCGCUUUGCAUACAUCAACUCGCCCGAAAAUGCCGUCGAGCUCAUUCUUGGAUCAGAGACCAGUGUGAUUAUCAUCCCUCGCACGGAUCAAGAAGCUGUCAUGUGGCGCAGCUCGCUGCUCGAUGUAAAGCGCGCCUACGGGCAGUUGGAGUCUGGCAAAAACAAGGAGGAUACGUUUGGCACGGGUGUGUUUAUUAGCCGUGGCAGCACCUUCUCGACCCACAAGGACAACGAAGAGUUGUUGCGUCUGCAAAUCGAAUCGGCCGUCAUUUACUCGUCAAACCUUCAGGAUUGGGACGGUCGCAAGUGGAUGCCAAAGUAUUUCGUGCUGACGAGCUCGCGCGUACUCGUCAUGUCCCUCGCGCUGCAUUUGUUUGACGAAGAGCCUGACAUCCUAGGUUCGUUUGCUUCCAAGGAUAUCCUCGAGGUCCGUGCGUGCAACGAAAUGGAAGAAGUGGAGGUUGGCAAUUGCAAGUCCGCUUGUGUCAUUACGCUACGGCCACAAACGGGCGGCACAGCCGAUGCGAUACAGACGGUUCCUGACCGCAUGAUCGUCAAAUGCGAUUCCAUCGAUCACUGCUUGGAGUGGAUGCGCUUGUUGUGCGGCAGCAACGGCAAGCUGGAGCUCAAGAAAAAUGCUGCCACGGGCUACUGGGGCAGCGUGAACCGCAUCGCAUCGCUUUCUCGACACCAGAGCUUCCUUGCUACUGCGCCUUUGUCCGCCGCCAUCGCCGCCGCCAAUGCGGGUUCCGGUGCUUCAACGAGGAGAAAGACGCGCCAGGAUGCUGCACGGAAACGCACGUCGGAACUCAUCAUGAAUCGCAAGAGCAUGAUGGCACACCCGUGA